CAUAGAACUCACUCUCCCUUCUUAUAAUUCAGAUCAUGGCUGACAAAAAACAAGAGAGAAAUGCUGUUUGUGGGCAACUCCAGAUAGCUUUUGAUCCUCCCAAGAAACCAAAAAGGAACAAGUAUGCCACUGCUUGUUCUUUUCUAGCUUCCUUAGCAUCCAUCUUGCUUGGUUAUGAUAUAGGAGUGAUGAGUGGAGCCAUCAUCUACAUCAGAAAAGACCUCAACAUCAACGAUGUACAAGUGGAGAUUCUAGCAGGAAUCCUCAAUCUCUAUUCCCUUAUUGGAUCCGCCGCCGCUGGCCGAACUUCCGAUUGGAUAGGCCGCCGGAACACUAUGGUGGUGGCGGCAGUAAUCUUCUUUGUAGGAGCACUCUUAAUGGGUUUCGCUACUAACUAUGCCUUCCUCAUGUUUGGCCGAUUCGUCGCUGGCAUCGGUGUCGGUUACGCGCUCAUGAUUGCUCCGGUUUACACGGCUGAGGUGUCACCGGCGUCUUCUCGGGGUUUCCUCACUUCAUUUCCUGAAGUGUUUAUUAAUGCAGGUAUAUUGCUGGGAUAUGUGUCCAACUUCGCCUUCUCCAAGCUCCCAGCACACUUGAGCUGGCGAUUCAUGUUAGGAAUCGGAGCAGUUCCUUCUGUAUUCUUGGCUGUAAGUGUUCUAGCCAUGCCCGAGUCACCACGUUGGCUCGUCAUGCAAGGUCGACUUUCGGAGGCAAGAACUGUUCUUAAGAAAACCUCCGAAUCACCCGAAGAAGCAGAUUUGAGACUUUCUGAAAUCAAAGAAGCCGCUGGCAUACCCGAAUGCUGCAACGACGACGUUGUGGAAGUCCCAAAACGUUCCAAAGGUGACAGUGUAUGGAGAGAACUAUUCGUUUCUCCUACACCAGCUAUUAAACACAUACUACUUACUGGCCUUGGUAUCCAUUUUUUUCAACAAGCAAGUGGAAUUGACUCUGUUGUUUUGUAUAGUCCAACAAUUUUUGAGAAGGCGGGUAUUAAAUCAGACACGGAUAGGUUACUUGCCACAGUAGCUGUGGGAAUUAUAAAGACAAUAUUUAUUUUAGUAGCCACAUUUUUACUAGACAGAGUUGGACGUAGGCCGUUGCUUCUAACAAGUGUUGGUGGAAUGGUCAUGUCAUUAAUAUUCCUCUCUAUUGGACUUACAGUAAUUGACCACUCAGAUGGCACGGUGUUUUGGGCCAUAGCACUUUGUAUCACAAUGGUAUUGGUUUAUGUUGCACUUUUCUCGAUUGGGGCUGGUCCAAUCACAUGGGUGUAUAGUUCUGAGAUUUUUCCAUUAAGACUCAGGGCAACAGGGUGCGGUUUAGCGGUGGCACUGAACAGGAUUACAAGUGGGGUGGUAUCAAUGACAUUCUUGUCGUUGGAAAAGGCGAUAACGAUCGGAGGGGCGUUCUUUUUGUAUGCAGGACUUGCAGGAUUGGCUUGGGUGUUUUUCUUUACGUUAAUGCCAGAAACGCAGGCGAAAACAUUAGAGGAAACUGAGGAAUUGUUUGGAACUUUCUUCAAGUGGAGGUCAACAUUGCGAGAGCUCAAGGCAAAAGAGGAGAAUAACAACGCCCAGAUUCAGAUGGCUACUGUGCCUGCUGUUGGUAGUUAAAAAAGACGAUGGAAAAUAUUUGGAUAUCGUUUACAUUGGUUUUACUACAGGGGAUUUUCUGUCAACUUAAACUAUUACAAGUUGGAAAACCAUCCUUGUUUCGGUGUUUU
Messenger RNA from Nicotiana attenuata, 1726 nucleotides. Its product is annotated as polyol transporter 5-like. Gene Ontology annotation, cellular component: membrane. The coding region runs from base 36 to 1616 and encodes 526 amino acids. Gene Ontology annotation, molecular function: carbohydrate:proton symporter activity. Gene Ontology annotation, biological process: transmembrane transport. The record is from RefSeq and is a predicted model, not a curated record. The transcript has 3 exons. Lineage: Eukaryota; Viridiplantae; Streptophyta; Magnoliopsida; Solanales; Solanaceae.